AUGCUUUUUAGAAACAUAGAAGUAGGUAGACAAGCAGCCAGGUUAUUAACGAGAACCUCGAGUCGUUUGGCCUGGCAAAGUGUCACGACCUCGAGAGCCAUUUCUUCUAUUAAACAACAGGUGAGGAAGGUUCCAUCAUUUAGUUUUAAGACAUCUACGAGCACCCGUCCUUUUUCCUUUUCUUCCCCUGUUUUGAGACCACACGUUGCUUCAGAGUCAAACCCUAUGGAAUCGCGUUUGAAAACUUCAAAGAAUGUCGCUUACUGGUUAAUCGGAACUUCUGGACUGGUUUUUGGUAUAGUUGUUCUUGGUGGGUUGACUAGGCUGACGGAAUCAGGGUUGAGUAUUACAGAAUGGAAGCCUAUUACAGGUACGCUGCCUCCUAUGAACCAGAAGGAAUGGGAAGAAGAGUUUAUCAAGUAUAGGGAGUCGCCAGAAUUCAAGUUAUUGAACUCCCAUAUCGAUUUGGACGAAUUCAAGUUUAUCUUUUUUAUGGAAUGGAUUCACAGGUUAUGGGGCCGUGCCAUUGGUGCAGUUUUCAUCUUACCAGCCGUUUAUUUUGCCGUGUCCAAGAAAACCUCAGGCCAUGUCAAUAAAAGGUUGUUUGGAUUAGCAGGUUUAUUGGGGUUGCAGGGAUUCGUUGGCUGGUGGAUGGUGAAAUCCGGUCUUGAUCAAGAACAACUAGAUGCGAGAAAAUCAAAGCCCACUGUUUCUCAGUACAGAUUGACUACACAUCUAGGUACCGCUUUCUUCCUGUACAUGGGUAUGCUUUGGACUGGUUUAGAGAUUUUGAGAGAAUGUAAAUGGGUCAAAAAUCCUGUCCAAGCCUUAAGCCUUUUCAAAAAAUUGGAUAGCCCGGCAAUUGGCCCAAUGAGAAAGAUAUCUUUGGGUUUAUUGGCGGUGUCUUUUCUGACCGCCAUGAGCGGUGGGAUGGUUGCCGGUUUGGAUGCCGGUUGGAUCUAUAACACUUGGCCCAAAAUGGGCGAACAGUGGUUCCCUAGUUCUCGUGAAUUAAUGGACGAGAAUUUCUCUCGGAGAGAAGACAAGAAAGAUUUAUGGUGGAGAAAUUUGCUAGAAAAUCCAGUUACAGUUCAGUUGGUACAUAGAACCUGUGCCUACGUUGCAUUCACAUCUGUGUUAGCUGCCCAUAUGUAUGCCAUCAAGAAGAAGGCUGUUAUUCCCAAAAACGCAGUGACUUCCUUACAUGUCAUGAUGGGCGUCGUUACAUUACAGGCCACCCUUGGUAUUUUAACUAUAUUGUAUCUAGUCCCAGUUUCAUUAGCCUCUAUCCAUCAAGCUGGUGCUUUGGCAUUGCUUACAAGUUCUUUGGUUUUCGCCUCUCAACUAAGAAAACCAAGAGCUCCACUGAGAAACAUGAUCAUUACUUUGCCACAUUCAAGCAAAGUCACAAGUGGCAAAAUUUUAAGCGAAGCUUCCAAGCUAGCCUCAAGACCAUUAUAG
Messenger RNA from Saccharomyces eubayanus, 1461 nucleotides. It is a transcript of the gene COX15, whose product is annotated as Cox15p. NCBI's taxonomy places the organism in Eukaryota, Fungi, Ascomycota, Saccharomycetes, Saccharomycetales, Saccharomycetaceae. Gene Ontology annotation, molecular function: oxidoreductase activity, acting on NAD(P)H, heme protein as acceptor. Gene Ontology annotation, biological process: heme A biosynthetic process. The coding region runs from base 1 to 1461 and encodes 486 amino acids. The transcript has a single exon. The record is from RefSeq and is a predicted model, not a curated record. Gene Ontology annotation, cellular component: mitochondrial inner membrane.